Molecule: messenger RNA, 432 nt
Organism: Prorocentrum cordatum
Lineage: Eukaryota; Dinophyceae; Prorocentrales; Prorocentraceae
Source: the annotation of a GenBank genome assembly
AUGGUCACGGGGUACGACAGCGGCCCCCAGACUACGACUCUACAAAGGAAUUGCGAUUGCGGACGAAUGGUAGGUUCACGUCGCGCUGACACGCGGUUCGUCGUAGCGCUCAAGGUCCCCGAUCGCGGGCAGCGCACGCGAAGGAGUCGCAUCCCCCCGUGGCUGUGGGCAGGGAGUCGGAGGACCAACGACCGGUGGAGGAGCACACCGCACCGCGUGGCAGGGCCUCGUGCGGGCUCCGCUGCGGCCGAGCGACCGCGCCUCUCCUGCAUGCUCUUCAGCGGCCCGCACCUCGACAACGUCAUCGGGCCCAUCCCCACCUGCUGCGACGCGAGGAACCCCCCGCGCUACUCGCCCAUGAAGGCGCGAGACCACCUCAAGGCGCAGUACAUCACGAAGAGCAAGGAGGCGGACUACAACCCCGCCGCGUGA